ACAGGUAGGAGAUAAAGCAGGUGUGCUGGUGUCCUAGGAUAAAAGGAGGCCGUGUCGUAUCAGUACUCAGUAGAUGGUUCCAGGGAGAAGGCCAGAAAGCUUUCAGAGGCCAUGGCUGUGUAGGCAGCAGCCAUAGCUAUCUUGCUCUUCAACUUGCCUAGCUACUAGCUCUAGGCCUAGUUAGGUAGGCCUGUAUCUGAGUUAGGAGACAGGCAUGGGGAGGCCUCCUUGCUGCGACAACGGCGUCGGCGUCAAGAAAGGGCCGUGGACGCCGGAGGAGGACAUCGUCCUCGUCUCCUACAUCCAGCAGCACGGCCCCGGGAACUGGCGGUCCGUGCCCGAGAACACCGGGUUGAUGAGGUGCAGCAAGAGCUGCAGGCUGCGGUGGACGAAUUACCUCAGGCCCGGGAUUAAGCGCGGGAACUUCACCCCACAUGAGGAAGGGAUCAUCAUCCACCUUCAGGCUUUACUUGGCAACAAGUGGGCAGCCAUAGCCUCCUACCUACCUCAAAGAACAGACAAUGACAUCAAGAACUACUGGAACACACACCUCAAGAAGAAGGUGAAGAGGCUGCAAACACAACCAGCUGAAUACUUCCAAACCACCCCCUCCAAUGCGGUAACCAGCUCAAACUACUACAGCCCUGGCAGCACCCACCACAAACUUCAAGCCAUGCAAGCCAUGAACAACUACCCCACAUGUAGCAGUGCACCAAGCAGUGAGGCUACUACCGUCUCGAAUCCCUUUCAGACAUGGAUGACGCCAUCACCAGCAACAACAGCUACUUGCAAGAUCAACAUGCAAGAGUUCCACGGCGAAGGGGCAGCUUCCAUUGUUUGCAAGGAUCAAACUGUGGGCGGUGACGAUAAGUCAUCGCCGUUGGAGAUGGUGGCACCGGUAAUCAUGGGUUCGAGCACCGCAACCUUCUCUCUGCUUGAGGACUGGCUGCUCGACGACAUGCCGGGGCAGGCCAUUGAUGGACUCAUGGGGAUCUCUGCUGGCUGCUGUGCAGAUCCCAUCAUGUUCUAGUUGUAUCGUCUUGGCUAUCUUAGGUUCCUAAUUUUCAAUGGGUGUGCGCCUGUACUGUUGAUUGAUCGAAUGAUAGAUCAGGUCGAUCCUGUGUUUCCGGUAAUAAGCCGUUUGUUUCCUCGGGAAAAAAAAAUCUGGAGAUGAUCUAGUUAAUUUGGAGAAAAUAUUAGUACUGGAGGACAUAAUAAAAGGGUUUAAACUUCAGUAACCUAGCUAGUUUGGUUGUUUACUUGA
Molecule: messenger RNA, 1264 nt
Organism: Phragmites australis (common reed)
Lineage: Eukaryota; Viridiplantae; Streptophyta; Magnoliopsida; Poales; Poaceae
Product: transcription factor MYB60-like
Exons: 3
Coding region: 215-1030 (271 amino acids)
Biological process (GO): response to auxin
Source: RefSeq, a predicted model, not a curated record